This is a messenger RNA of Nerophis lumbriciformis (worm pipefish), 3456 nucleotides long. It is a transcript of the gene fgf20b, whose product is annotated as fibroblast growth factor 20b. Lineage: Eukaryota; Metazoa; Chordata; Actinopteri; Syngnathiformes; Syngnathidae. The record is from RefSeq and is a predicted model, not a curated record. Gene Ontology annotation, molecular function: growth factor activity.
AAGUGAUCGUUUCCACGCAAGAGUGCUCACUCUGUGAACUUCGCCCACUGUGGGGCUCGACGCGAUGGCUGCUGCUGCUGCUUCUCUGGGGGAAGUUGGAGGCGUCCUGCACGGCAUCGCUGAUGGGCUCACGCACGUCGGCUCCCACUUCGUCCUGACCCCACUGGUGGAAGGUCCCACCCUGCUGGGGGAGCACCUCGUACCCGGGGACCGGCUGUCCCGCAGCACCCCGGCGGAUUUAACGCACCUCAAAGGGAUCCUGAGGAGGAGACAGUUGUACUGCAGGACGGGCUUCCAUCUGGAGAUACUUCCGGAUGGCACCGUGCAGGGGACCAGAAAGGACCACAGUCGUUCCGGGAUUUUGGAAUUCAUAAGCCUGGCUGUUGGCUUAAUAAGCAUUCGAGGAGUGGACAGUGGACUCUAUCUGGGGAUGAAUGAUAAAGGAGAGCUAUAUGGCUCUGAGAAGCUGACAGCCGAAUGCGUCUUCAGGGAGCAGUUUGAGGAGAACUGGUACAACACAUACUCGUCCAACCUCUACAAACACGGAGACAAAGGGACUCGCUACUUUGUGGCUUUGAACAAAGAUGGGACACCGAGAGAUGGGACUAAAUCCAGGCGGCAUCAGAAAUUCACACACUUCUUGCCCAGGCCUGUUGACCCUGAUCGCGUGCCAGAGCUGUACAGGGACAUCCUGGGCCACAGCUGAGACCCGCCUGUAGGUUCAGGGCGGGGAUUACUGCUGCCACCCUCGCAGGCAGCGAGCGGAUGGACGCAGGCGGUGCAGGCUGCCCAACCGGCAGGGAUAAAGGCACCCAGGGCCCCUCGGAGGAAUGCACGGGCAUCUCUCAGCGGCCGCACACAGGCUAGACUGUCUGACUUUGUCAGUCUGCACGCUCGGCAUGAGGGGUUCAUUUGUCUGUGUGGACGGAAGAGCCUCAAAGUACCUGCGUGGAAUAGGAAACCAAAGGGAAGCGGCCUUCCCACUGGCGGGAGACCGUGGGAACAUGUUUAUUUGGGGGUUGAUUUGGUCUAUUCCGAAGGACUUUGAAGGAAAUCACUGACUUUUUGUUUUUUUUGAAAAGAAGAGCAAACGUGUAAUGGUUUAUUUAUUCCUUUUAGAUACAUAUAUUUAUGUUAUAUAUUUAUUUAUUUCAGAAUAUAUUUUUACAUUUAGAUACAUGCAAUAGAGAAACCACUAGAAACUAUAUGACCUAUGUAAAGCAGUGGUGUCCAAAGUGUGGUGGUUUAAAUAAGAGAUACAAAAUAAAAUGCAGUCAUCCCUUGCAGCUUCACCACAUCGCAAUUUUGUUUUUAAAUAUAUUUUUUAGACAUCCAUCUAUCCUUCCAUUUUAUACCGCUUGUCCCUCUGGGAGCCAACUCACAUUCACACACUAGGGCCAAUUUAGUGUUGCCAAUUAACUUAAUAUAUUCUACAUUUUUUUGGUCAAAAAUGAAAGGGGAACAUUAUCACAAUUUCAGAAUGGUUAAAACCAUUAAAAAUCAGUUCCCAGUGGCUUAUUAUAUUUUUCGAAGUUUUUUUCAAAAUUUUACCCAUCACGCAAAAUCCCUAAAAAAAGCUUCAAAGUGCCUGAUUUUAAUCAUCAUUAUAAACACCCGUCCAUUUUCCUGUGACGUCACAUAGUGAAGCCAACACAAACAAACAUGGCGGAAAGAACAGCAAGCUAUAGCGACAUUAGCUCGGAUUCAGACUCGGAUUUCAAGCGAUUCAACAGAUUACGAAUGUAUUGAAACGGAUGGUUGUAGUGUGGAGGCAGGUAGCGAAAACGAAAUUGAAGAAGAAACAAAAAAAAAACUAUUGAGCCAUAUCGGUUUGAACCGUAUGCAAGCGAAACCGACGAAAACGACACGACAGCCAGCGACACGGGAGAAAGCGAGGACGAAUUCGGCGAUCGCCUUCUAACCAACAAUUGGUAUGUGUUUGUUUGGCAUUAAAGGAAACUAACAACUAUGAACUAGGUUUACAGCAUAUGAAAUACAUUUGGCAACAACAUGCACUUUGAGAGUGCAGACAGCCCGGUUUUCAUCAAUUAAUAUAUUCUGUAGACAUACCCUCAUCCGCGCUCUUUUCCUGAAAGCUGAUCUGUCCAGUUUUGGAGUUGAUGUCAGCAGGCCAGGGAAGCUAGGGUCGAUAGGGGGUUUAGCUCGCUCGUCUGCGGGAACAAACUGCCGCUAUUGCUUGCCGUGCUACCGAGGACCUUUGUCCCUGAAUUGCUCACACACUCCGGCAGAUUCAAUGGGGGUCUGGCGGCAGAUUUCUUUGACUUUAUCGUUGGAAAUGCAUCUGCUUUGAGUGUCGCAGGAUAUCCACACAUUCUUGCCAUCUCUGUCGUAGCAUAGCUUUCGUCGGUAAAGUGUGCGGAACAAACGUCCAAUUUCUUGCCACUUUUGCAUCUUUGGGCCGUCCCUGUUCGUGUUGUUACACCCUCCGACAACACACCGACGAGGCAUGAUGUCUCCAAGGUACGGAAAACAGUCGAAAAAACGGAAAAUAACAGAGCUGAUUUGACUCUGUGUUUGAGAAAAUGGCGGAUUGCUUCCCGAUGUGACGUCAUGUUGUGACGUAAUCGCUCCGAGAGCGAAUAUUAGAAAGGCGUUUAAUUCGCCAAAAUUCACCCAUUUAGAGUUUGGAAAUCGGUUGAAAAAAAUAAAUGGUCUUUUUUCUGCAACAUCAAGGUAUAUAUUGACGCUUACAUAGGUCUGGUGAUAAUGUUCCCCUUUAAUUAUUUUCAAGCAUACAAAUGACUGGGGAUAAAAAAUCAAUACUACAGUAGUAUUUGCCACUAGAGGAGACCAAACCAUUUCGAGCGGCAGUUCAGUAUCCUGGCUACUGAUUGGCUCAGCCUCAGGAAGCAUUCCUAUACUGGAUUAAAAGAAUGUUAAGGCGACUAUAGGGUGUUAUUUCAUGUCUCGAGGGUUCUCAUAAUGUUAAAAAUGUAUGUAGAAGGUUGUAAACAUGCUUUUUAAUGCUCCAGCUAUGAAAAUAUUUGAUUUAUAAUUAAGGAUUUCUACUUCUCGGAAAUGUAUUUAUCUCGAUUAUGCCCGAUAACGAUUAAAAGCGUUAAACGAGGGAUUACUGUGAUAAUAAUAAAUAAUUGAUUAAAAUUGACCAAAAAUGUAAUUUUUUUUAAAAAGGCACAUUUUUUUUAAUGCUAAUUAUAACGUAAAGCUUUAUUUUUUUAAGUCUUUUUUAAAAUUAUAUCAAAAUGGCCUCCUGCAUCUUCGAAUUUUUCAGUAUGAGUUUGGACACCACUGAUGUAAAGAUUGAUACACUGUACUAUUUUUGUUGUCUAUCCUGAGGAAAGCUUCCUACUACUGUACCCGCCAACAAUAUAUUGGUGACAUUUGUAACUCAGUGCAUUUCAUCACAAGUGUCAGUUCCAGCCAGGCCACAUAAGACAAGUGAUUCAUGUCAAACAAUAAAUAAGAAUAUCACCA